Messenger RNA from Plasmopara halstedii, 243 nucleotides. RefSeq lists its product as uncharacterized. NCBI's taxonomy places the organism in Eukaryota, Oomycota, Peronosporomycetes, Peronosporales, Peronosporaceae. The record is from RefSeq and is a predicted model, not a curated record. The transcript is spliced from 3 exons. The coding region runs from base 1 to 243 and encodes 80 amino acids.
AUGGCAAAGUCUGAAGCGUCACAGACGACGCUAGAAAAUCGAUCAGGGUCUGGCAGCGCCAGUAUUGCUGCAUCACCAGAAUCGCCGCACGACAACAGACUCGACUGCAACUCGUACUUUGGCUUGAUCGCAUAUCUGACGAAUACACACGUUAUUGUCAAUGAUACCAAGUGGGAUCAUAUUUUGAUCGAGAAACGACAAAGUCAAUUCCGAAUUAGUUCCUUGCAUUGGGCAAUAGGCUAA